CCGCGGGCCGGGAUCAUGAAAGGCCUCGGCGACAGCCGCCCCCGCCACCUCUCCGACAGCCUGGACCCACCGCACGAGCCCCUGUUCACAGGGCCUGACCGCAACCCCUACCUGCUGUCACCCACGGAGGCCUUCGCCCGCGAGGCCCUUCCCGGAGCGAGCGCGCUGCCGGGGGACGGCCUGUUCCCCCUCAACAACCAGCUGCCGCCGCCCAGCAGCACCUUCCCACGCAUCCACUACAACUCCCACUUCGAGGUGCCAGAGGAGAGCCCCUUCCGCCAUGCCCAGGCCACCAAGAUCAACCGGCUGCCCGCCAACCUCCUGGACCAGUUCGAGAAGCAGCUGCCCAUCCACCGGGAUGGCUUCAGCACACUCCAGUUCCCCCGCGGCGAGGCCAAGGCCCGCGGCGAGAGCCCAGGCCGCAUCCGGCACCUGGUCCACUCGGUGCAGCGGCUCUUCUUCACCAAGGCCCCCUCGCUGGAGGGCACGGUGGGCAAGGCCGCUGGCAAUGGCAGCAAGAAAGGUGGCUUGGAGGACAGCAAGGGCCGCAGGGCUAAAAGCAAGGAGCGGGCCAAGGCCGGGGAGCCCAAGCGGCGCAGCCGCUCCAACAUCUCGGGCUGGUGGAGCUCCGACGACAACCUGGACGGCGAGGCCGGUGCCUUCCGCAGCAGCGGCCCAGCCUCCGGGCUGAUGACGCUCGGGCGCCAGGCGGAGCGCAGCCAGCCGCGCUACUUCAUGCACGCCUACAACACCAUCAGCGGGCACAUGCUCAAAGCCACCAAGAACACCGCCACCGAGCUGGCCGCCCCGCCACCCCCACCGGCACCCCCGGCCACCUGCCCCAGCCUUGGGGUGGGCACGGACACCAACUACGUCAAACGGGGCUCCUGGUCCACUCUGACCCUCAGCCACACCCACGAGGUCUGCCCUAAGACCUCAGCCACCUUGGACAAGAGCCUGCUCAAGUCCAAAUCCUGCCACCAGGGUCUAGCCUACCAUUACCUGCAGGUGCCCGGCGGCGGCGGCGAGUGGAGCACCGCGCUGCUGUCCCCGCGCGAGGCCGACGCUGCGGCCGAGGGGCCCAUCCCGUGCCGGCGCAUGCGCAGCGGCAGCUACAUCAAGGCCAUGGGCGACGAGGACAGCGACGAGUCGGGCGGCAGCCCCAAGCCUUCGCCCAAGACCGCGGCGCGGCGCCAGAGCUACCUGCGGGCCACGCAGCAGUCGCUGGGAGAGCAGAGCAACCCCCGCAGGAGUCUGGACCGGCUGGAUUCAGUGGAUAUGCUGCUGCCUUCCAAGUGCCCCAGCUGGGAAGAGGACUAUAACCCCAUCAGCGACAGCCUCAAUGACUCCAGCUGCCUCAGCCAGAUUUUUGGACAGGCCUCCCUGAUCCCCCAGUUGUUUGGCCAUGAGCAGCAGGUGCGGGAGGCAGAUCUGAGUGACCAGUACGAGGCAGCCUGCGAGUCAGCCUGCAGCGAGGCCGAGUCGGCAGCAGCCGAGGCGCUCGACUUGCCGCUGCCCAGCUACUUCCGCUCCCGCAGCCACAGCUACCUGCGGGCAAUCCAGGCAGGCUGCUCACAGGAGGAGGAGGACAGUGUCUCCCUGCAGUCCCUCUCCCCACCGCCCAGCACUGGCAGCCUCAGCAACAGUCGCACACUUCCGAGUUCAUCAUGCCUAGUGGCGUAUAAGAAGACCCCGCCACCUGUCCCUCCACGUACCACAUCAAAGCCGUUCAUCUCAGUCACGGUCCAGAGCAGUACCGAGUCCGCCCAGGACACCUACCUGGACAGCCAGGACCACAAGAGCGAGGUUACAAGCCAGUCGGGCCUGAGCAACUCAUCGGACAGCCUGGACAGCAGUACUCGACCGCCCAGUGUGACACGGGGCGGAGUCACCUCAGCCCCUGAGGCCCCGGAGCCACCCCUAAAACAUGCAGCUCUGAAGAGUGGUGAACAAGGGACGCUGACCAGUUCCGAGGCCCACCCUGAGGCCAUCCCCAAGAGGAAACUGUCAUCGAUAGGAAUACAAGUUGACUGCAUUCAGCCAGUGCCAAAAGAGGAGCCCAGUCCCGCUACCAAAUUCCAGUCCAUCGGGGUUCAGGUAGAGGACGACUGGCGAAGCAGCGCCCCCUCUCACAGCAUGUCCUCCCGACGGGACACUGACUCGGACACCCAGGACGCCAAUGACUCGAGCUGUAAGUCGUCAGAGAGGAGCCUUCCGGACUGUACCCCACACCCCAACUCCAUCAGCAUCGAUGCCGGCCCCCGGCAGGCCCCCAAGAUUGCUCAGAUCAAGCGCAACCUCUCCUAUGGAGACAACAGCGACCCUGCCCUAGAGGCGUCCUCGCUGCCCCCACCCGACCCCUGGCUCGAGACCUCCUCCAGCUCCCCAGCAGAGCCUGCCCAGCCAGGGGCCUGCCGCCGGGACGGCUACUGGUUCCUGAAGCUACUUCAGGCAGAAACGGAGCGCCUGGAAGGCUGGUGCUGUCAGAUGGACAAGGAGACCAAAGAGAACAACCUCUCUGAAGAAGUCUUAGGAAAAGUCCUGAGUGCUGUGGGCAGCGCCCAGCUACUGAUGUCCCAGAAAUUCCAGCAGUUCCGGGGCCUCUGCGAGCAGAACUUGAACCCUGACGCCAACCCACGCCCAACAGCCCAGGACCUGGCAGGGUUCUGGGACCUGCUACAGCUGUCCAUCGAGGACAUCAGCAUGAAGUUUGAUGAGCUCUACCACCUCAAGGCCAACAGCUGGCAGCUGGUGGAGACCCCCGAGAAGAGGAAGGAAGAGAAGAAACCACCCCCUCCAGUCCCAAAGAAGCCGGCCAAGUCGCGGCCGGCAGUGAGCCGUGACAAGGCCUCCGACGCGGGGGACAAGCAGCGUCAGGAGGCCCGCAAGAGACUGCUGGCGGCCAAGCGGGCAGCGUCCGUGCGGCAGAACUCGGCCACGGAGAGCGCAGACAGCAUCGAGAUCUAUGUCCCCGAGGCCCAGACCCGGCUCUGAGACCGUGGAGAGGGAGGGGGACGGUUUCAGACCAUUAAAAACACACACACACACACUACAUGCGUGGGACACUCUUCUCAGCCUUUAGUACGGCUGUUUUCUCUAGAGACCCUGAGCCAACUUUGAAAUUGACGCAUCCAAGGGCUCACAAUUUGGCUUUCUCGGGUCCCUCCCAGCUUUAGUUAUGAAGACUUCUCACACAAAACAUCAACAGAAACCCCAAAACUAAAAACUCGUUUCCUCUUGCUGGCCAAGGCGGGCUAGACCAACGGACUGCAGCAGCGCCCCGCCCGGCCUCAGCGUGCGGCUCUCGCCUGGCUGCCGACCCAGGACUCCGACCAGCUCCUCACAGGACGACCACGCCCGGGGCAGCCAUGGGCGCCUGCCACGCCCCCGCCCCUGGCUCCCCUGUGCCGACCUUGGAUUUCGUUUCAUUCUUACGUUUUUCUUUCCCUUCAGAGCUCACACAGGGGUCACCUCGUGGCUAGCGGCUUUGUGCUUCUCAGCCCUCGUGGUGGCUGAGGGCCCAGAGGACAGAGAUGGACACGCAUCCCCUCCCCUACCACGCACGCACACACGCACACAGACGGAGCUGCCCUUCGGCCCCUGGGGGCGGAAACGAGAGGAGGCCGCGGCCGUCACGCCAGGCCCUGCCUUUUUCUUCUCUCCAGCAAAGGAAAGUGAGGACUCAGAGGGGCGGCCCCGUUUUCCCGGGGGCUGCCUGUCCUGGGCCGCGCCGUGUCUGUACGUAUGUGUACAUAUGCACAUAGACCCUCAAGUGUAUAUUAACAAACGCCAUCUGCCCACCCAUGCCCACCAGCGCCGCCGCCGCCACCGGCUCUCGGGGCACCUGGCAGGAGGCGGGGGGUGUGAAUAGCAUAUAUUUUUACAUGUACUAUAUCUAGGUGUGUGUACAAGUGUGUGUAAAAAUAUAUACUUGUGUGUAAGCAGCCUUUUUUUGGUCUCCCGCCCUGCCCCCUACCGCGGGCCCUUCUGCCCAGCCUCUGAUUUUUCUGUUCUGUUCUUUCUACCCGGAUCACCCUUCUCUCUCGCCUGCCCUCCGUCCCCACUCCUAGGGUGUCUUGAGCCCUGAGCUGCAAAGGCCCGGGCCUGCGGGGCGGGGUGGGGAGGGGAGGGCAGGGCCAGGGCCAAGCCCAGCAGUGAGCUCGGCACACGAGGGGCUGCUCUAUACUGUGUAUAUGACUCAGCGGCGUGGGAGACGUCCUCGUGUCCAGUGCAGGGGGAACCCAGGGCCUGCUCUGGGCCCCAUUCCAGCUUGGCCGCCGUGUGUGACCUUGGGCAAGUCACUCGACCUCUGUGUGCCUCAACUUCCUCCUCUGUAACAUGGGGACAGUCCCAGCCCCUCCCUACCUCACAGGCAUGUUGUGAGAAUAAAUGAGGUAACGUG
Molecule: messenger RNA, 4402 nt
Organism: Lepus europaeus (European hare)
Lineage: Eukaryota; Metazoa; Chordata; Mammalia; Lagomorpha; Leporidae
Gene: DLGAP4
Product: DLG associated protein 4
Biological process (GO): signaling
Cellular component (GO): postsynaptic specialization; glutamatergic synapse
Molecular function (GO): molecular adaptor activity
Source: RefSeq, a predicted model, not a curated record